AUUUCUUAUGGAACAGACUCGGAGUAUCCACUAGGAGGCUUGACUAACAAGGUAUUUGUAUGGAUGCAAACAUUUAUGGCGUAAACGGUAAAAUAUAGAUUAAACGAUGGUUUAAAGGACAAGAAUUGUUGCUGUGGAGGAUUCGACGUUUGAUGGUGAAUUAUCAAUGAUCAACAGUCUCUUCUCUAUUGGCCAGUCCAGUGCGUAUCUAUGAACUCCAUAACGCCCUCCACUUCUGCCGUCAGUAGCCCUGUCAGCUCCGUAGAUUCGCCACUGUCAGCCGUCAGCUCGUCCAUCGGCUCUCCUGGCAUUCCCGGCACACCAUCUGUUGGCUAUGGACCCAUCAGCAUCUCUCAAAUGAACUCCUCAAUGUCUGUGUCUGGGUUACAUGCUGUCAGCAGCUCUGAUGAUGUGAAACCCCCAUUUGGCUUGAAGACUGUCAGUGGCUCGGGACCAAUGCUGUCCCAGAAACGCAUGUGUGCCAUUUGUGGAGACCGUUCAUCGGGGAAGCAUUAUGGCGUGCACAGCUGUGAAGGCUGUAAGGGUUUCUUCAAGCGCACAGUCAGGAAGGACCUGAGCUAUACCUGCAGGGACAACAAGGAGUGUCUGGUCGAUAAACGUCAGCGCAAUCGCUGCCAGUACUGCCGCUAUCAGAAGUGCCUGGCCACAGGAAUGAAAAGAGAGGCUGUUCAGGAUGAGCGUCAGAAGAAUAAGGAACGGGAUGGAGACUAUGAAUGCAGCAGUUCAGCCAAUGAGGAGAUGCCUGUGGAAAAGAUCCUGGAGGCCGAGACAGCUGUAGAGCACAGAUCAGACUUGCACUCUGAUGCCACUGGUUCACCCAAUGAUCCAGUCACUAACAUCUGUCAGGCUGCAGACAAACAGCUCUUCACUCUGGUGGAGUGGGCCAAGAGAAUCCCUCACUUCUCUGAGCUGCCCCUGGAUGACCAAGUCAUUCUGCUCAGGGCUGGAUGGAAUGAGCUCUUGAUCGCUGCCUUUUCUCAUCGCUCCAUCAGCGUGAAGGAUGAGAUUCUGUUGGCCACAGGUUUACAUGUGCCCAGAGAGAGCACUCACAACUUGGGCGUGGAGGCCUUUUUUGACAGGGAAAGUGCACAGAGUGCAGAGGUGGGAGCCUUAUUUGACAGGGUGCUGACUGAGCUGGUCUGUAAGAUGCGUGAUAUGCAAAUGGACAAAACUGAACUUGGCUGCCUGCGUGCCAUAGUUCUGUUUAACCCAGAUGCCAAAGGUCUGACUAGCAGCAGUGAGGUGGAGCUUCUCCGAGAGAAAGUGUACGCGUCCCUGGAGGCCUAUUGCAAACAGAAAUACCCAGAUCAGCAGGGGAGGUUUGCCAAGCUCCUCCUCCGACUUCCUGCAUUGCGUUCCAUUGGCCUUAAGUGUCUGGAGCACCUUUUCUUCUUUAAACUGAUUGGAGACACCCCCAUUGACACUUUCCUAAUGGAGAUGCUGGAGUCGCCCCACUAGCCGCGUCAGAGGAAGAUUGUGAAACAGGGUUUUCUACCCUAGGUCCUGGAGAUAACUGUGACUGCACUUUUUCUUCCCAGGGGAAUUACAGCGAUUGGUCAGCCUCUGGUCUUGGGGUAUUUUUUUAGUUCCGAUAUUUCUUGUCUUUUUCUCUUGAUUAUCUCUUAAGUGCACCAUAGAGUCUAGAGACCCAAAACUUGCCAUGAAAAAUUGUUGGUGCUACAUUUGAACAGUAAGCUAUAUGUGUACAGUACCGUGCAAAAGUCUUAGGCCACUAGUAUUUUCACCAACAAAAAAUGGUUUUAAGUGAGUUAUUUUUUAUGUUUUGCUGUAGUGUGUCAGUAGUAAAUGUCAGUUUACAUUUCCAAACAUUAUCUUUGCCAUUAAUUGUAAUAAUCCAGU
Carassius carassius (crucian carp) is the source of this 1881-nucleotide messenger RNA. Its product is annotated as retinoic acid receptor RXR-beta-B. Gene Ontology annotation, molecular function: nuclear receptor activity; zinc ion binding; retinoic acid-responsive element binding. The record is from RefSeq and is a predicted model, not a curated record. The coding region runs from base 211 to 1479 and encodes 422 amino acids. Gene Ontology annotation, cellular component: RNA polymerase II transcription regulator complex; nucleus. Lineage: Eukaryota; Metazoa; Chordata; Actinopteri; Cypriniformes; Cyprinidae. The transcript is spliced from 11 exons. Gene Ontology annotation, biological process: retinoic acid receptor signaling pathway; anatomical structure development; cell differentiation.